AUGUCCUCUUAUUUGCAGAAUUUUCCAUCAUCUCCUACGUAUUCUAUGACAUCUACUACACAUAUAGCACCCACAGUUGCAUCACUUUGCAUACAAACAGCACCACCACUGCCCAAAACAAUCAUUACACAGAAUGAUAUUUCAACAUCGAUUGAAGCAUAUCAAGAGCUCCUUUAUACAGCAAAAGCGUACCGGCAUAGUUUGGUGCAGUUAUCUAAGACGGCAUCGUCAUUUGGAGCAGCUUUGGAAAAAUGUGCACGCUGCAAAGGAGUUGGAGACGAAGAUGUAUCAGGAUUUAUGCUAGCAGGAGGGAUGCAGUACCUGAUAGCAAACCAUCAGCAAAUUUUGAGUGAAACGUUGUACCGGAGGUUUGAAAUACCGUUGAUGGAAGAACUAGAUACAUUUUGUGCGAUUACACAAGAAAGAAAUGAUAUGUAUCAGCGUCAGAUGAAAGAGAAGAACAAGAAGAUUCAGGAAAGAGAAGCAGAGCAUUUACGUGUAGGCCGGAAGAAGCAACGAGACUUGGCGACUUUUCGGCAGGCAUUGAUAGAUCUUUCUCGUUUAGCAGACGAUCUGGAACGUCUCAAGUCUGAUCAUUAUAAUGGAGCACUUGAUAUAAUCCAAGAAACAUGGUCUAAAGUUUUGGAACGAAGUGCUUUGGUUAUUCGAGCCGAAGUAGAUAUUUAUGAAGGGAUUGCAAAAAAAGGCUGGAGUGGCGGUGGUCUAGAAGAGAUUAUGCUGCGUUCCAGUGACCCGUUUAAUAUUGGUUAUUCCGAAGGAUCGACAACACAGGGAGGACAUGGAGAAAUUUUUAGUAUUCUUCCACCGCAUCCUAUCUUGGCAUCGGCUCAUUCUCCCAUCUUUAAUGAGGGCAAAUUAAAUGGCCAAUAUAAAUCGUUGACAGAUACAUUUUCAAAUCCAGAAGAUUUUGAUGAUUAUGACGCAGAAGAGACAAGAAGUAUGUUUUCAGGCGAGAUAUCAAAAUACAUUCCGAUCAUGGAUAACGAAAUGACUCAUUUUGAAGACAAAAAUAAUGUAAAAAUAACAGAUCUAUCGUCUAGCGAUCUGCUUGGUAUCAACCAAAAAGUUCAAUCAAUCAAUAUCAACAUGAUGGACAAUCAAAAUGAAUAUUACAAUGCAGGCGACGAUGACCUCAAGAAUGGCUUUGCUUCAGAAAAGGAAUCUUACAAUAACGAAAUAUCCAACAUUCAUCCCAACUAA
Messenger RNA from Pneumocystis jirovecii RU7, 1221 nucleotides. RefSeq lists its product as uncharacterized. Gene Ontology annotation, molecular function: phospholipid binding. NCBI's taxonomy places the organism in Eukaryota, Fungi, Ascomycota, Pneumocystomycetes, Pneumocystales, Pneumocystaceae. The coding region runs from base 1 to 1221 and encodes 406 amino acids. Gene Ontology annotation, cellular component: fungal-type vacuole membrane. Gene Ontology annotation, biological process: vacuole fusion, non-autophagic. The record is from RefSeq and is a predicted model, not a curated record. The transcript is spliced from 4 exons.